This is a messenger RNA of Paramecium sonneborni, 3972 nucleotides long. The record is from the annotation of a GenBank genome assembly. Lineage: Eukaryota; Ciliophora; Oligohymenophorea; Peniculida; Parameciidae.
AUGAAUUUUAAUAUCAGUAUCAGAAGUCCAUUUAUUGAAGAAUUUAUUAGUACAUUAAAUAAGACAGAUACAAUUUAUGAUCAUUUUGAUUAUGAAUAAAUUCAAAUAAUUUCUAACAAUAAGUAUUCACUUUUAAUAGUUACAACUAAUUUUAUUGGAUCUAUAGAACAAAGAAUAGAAAUGGCUUAAUAAUUAGUCAAUCAUUAAAAGAUGAUUAAUCAAAGAUUAAGAAAUCUGGGUUUAAAUGGAAUUUUAGUUGAUAUAUUUGAAUAUGAGAUUAUAAAAAAUGAUGAUGCAGUAAUUAUAAUCUGUAAAACAAUGAGAUUGUCUUAAUAAAAAGGGUAAAUAAAUUUAGGAUUAGCAAAUUGUAUAGAAUUUUACACAGGAUUAGAAUUAAAGGGAGUGAGAUAAUAAAUAAUUAUGCAAAUUGAAGAUUUAGGUAUGAAUAAAAUUAUUCCCUUCACAUUUUUAGAAGGUAUAAUAAAUGAAGAUAAUUAUGAAUUAAUAGCAAAUUUACCAUAAGUUCAAUAGAGUGAUUUAUUAAAUCAAAAUGGAAAUAGUAAUCACUUUUCUAACUAAUCAGCAAUAGUAAUAAUAUAUAAUGAUCAACUGGUUUAAUUCAAAUAAUUAAAUGAAAUGAAAGAUAUUCAUAUAUUAAAGUAUUUAGAAUUGACUUCUGGAGUUAAAAUAAGUGAUGUAUUAAAGAAAAGCAGUAAAAAAAUAGUGAAUGAUAAAUUGCAUUAUUUAAAUUAAGAGGAUGAGUUAAUAGCUAUAGGUGAUGUUGGAGAGAAAGGAAAUAUUUAAUUAAGUAUAAAAAUAAAAAACAAUAAUUAUACAUUGACAGCAGAGUGGAAUAACAUGAAAGAAUUGAUUGUAAUUUAUUUAUCAUUAAGGAGAAUCAAAGAAUAGAUGGAUAGUCCUUUGAGCAACUUCCGAAUAAUUUGUUUACUCCUAUAGAUAAUGAUAUCUUGAGUUAUUUUAAUCAUUUUGAGUUUGACUAAAGAGGGUAUUCAUUAAUAAUUAUGUCUUAGUUCUUUAAUUUUUUUAAAUUGUUCCCUAAAAGGUGAUGUGAAAAACAAAGUUAUAAUUAUAAACAAAUAGAUAAAAAGAUAGAUUUGGUUCAUAGCAUUAAAAACUCUGCUUACAAUUUUAUAAGUCAAUAUAUAAAAUGCUAUUUAUUAAGAUUAAAAACUUCAUCUAAGAACUUUAUGUAAGUUAAAUCAAAAAAUUCCAAUAUUGUAAGUUGAAAUUUAAGCUGAUCUUAAAGAAGAGGAUUUUAAUUUAAUUUUAGAUUAAUGCAAUUUAAAUCCUAAUUUAGAAUCAUUAGUAAUUGAUGGUUCUAAUUUUAAAGAUUCAAUUUUAUCUGGUCUUAUCUAAGGAAAUAUUUUAAAAAGCAUUAAAGAAUUAAGUUUCAAAGGAUGUCAGAAUAUCACUGAUGAAGGUAUUUCUCUUUUAUAAAAUUUUGGAGUAUAAAAAUUAGAUAUAUCCCAUACUUAAAUCCAUUUAACAUUACCUUAACAUUUAUAAAUUUUGAAUAUUGCAUAUAGCAAAUUCAAAGAAGAAACAUUGCUUUAAUUAUUUAGAGAUAAAUCUUUAGUGAAUUUGAUUUCAAUAAAUAUUAGUGGAUUAGCAUCUGAUAAACUUAUUUAGGUUAUUUUUAGUUGUCAUUAUAAAGAACUAAGAGUUUUAAUAGCUAAUGAAUGUAAAUUAUCCUUAUCUGUAUUUCAUUAUAUUCAUGAUUCAAAGCAUGUUAAAUAGUUGGAUCUGUUAAGUUUUUAAGGUUCCAUUACAGAUGUUGAAGAAAGUAUCUUUAAAAAAAAUGGAUAUGCUUUGUUAGGAGCAAGCAAAACUAAAUUAAGCAAAUUAGAUCUUAGUUAUUGUUUAAUAAAUGAUAAAUUAAUUUAAUCUAUGGUUGAAGCUGGAAAAUUGCUCAAAAAUCUAAGAGCACUUUCAUUAUCUGGAUGUAGAUAUAUAUCUGAUAAAUCAAUUUAUUUAUUAUGUGAUGCUCAUUAUACAUCAACUUCUCAAUUAAAAAGUUUAGAUAUAUCUAAUUUACCACAAAUAACUGAAUCUUCGUUAGAAUACUUAACAAACAAAACUUUGAAGAAUUUAUCAGAUUUGAACCUAGCUUAUUCAACUUAGAUUUAAUCUGAACAUUUGAAAAAGGCAUUUGAUACUGGAAAAUUUAACUAAUUAAAAUAUUUAGGUAUAAGUGGUACAACUGAUAGUGGAGGAUAAGCUGAUAUAUUUAAAUUUAAUAUACCAGAAUUAUGCACAUAUUAUAUCAGAAAUCACUUAUCUGAAAUUUAAUUAGUAGAAAUUUAUACAUCAACAAAAAAUAUUUAAAAUAUAUCUACAACUAUUUUGAAUUUGUUGUAAACUCAAAUUCUUACUAAAAUCAUAACACCAGAUUAAAUUAUUUUAGAACCAGAAACAUAUAAUUUAUUUAGAAACUGCAUUGGUUGUGAAAGAUUACUUUUAAAUAAUAAACCUCUUCAAUUAGAUAUUCAAGAUAAAAUUGAAUAAUAAAACUUACUUACUGCAAAUCAAUUUUAUGAAAGAUUGCUCAAACAAAAUCAGCAUGUAAUUAUCAAUAAUAAUGAAAUAAAAUUCAUUAAAUAGAUGUUUAAUUUUUAAACAAUUAAUAGAAUUUGCUUUAAAAAAACUGAAAUAAUAGAUAAAGAUAUUUAAGGCAUUUGUUAAAAUUUGAUUUUAACAGAAAUCAAUAUUAAGAAAUGUAAAAAACUAACAUUUAAGAGUUUGAUUUACUUAUAGAAACUUUCAAACUCAUUGAUUAAUUUAGAUUUUAGAGGAACAAUUUUUGAAAAUUUUUAUCAAACUUUAGAGCAUUUAUAAUAUUUUCCUUAGCUUUUGUAUCUGAAUGGAGGCAAACUCAAUAUAGAAAUGUAUAACUUUUAUUUGUAAAUUUAGUAUCAACGUAAAUGAAACAAAUCAUGUUAUUUAAGAACUACAGCACUUACCAUCUCUUUGGAUGUAAUUAGAAUAAAUAAAAUCAUUUAAAUUAACAAUAAGAGCUCAUUAUAUAUAAACAUUUAAAUUUAUCUUUAAAACAAUGUCUUUACUGCUUAAUAAAAAUUAAGACUUUAUAAAAUCAAUGUCUUUGUAACUAUAUCAAUUUAAAGUUAUAUAAGACAAAUCGCUUUAAUUAUUUCACAACAGUUUAUUAAAUUUAUAAUUUUUGUAGAAUUUUCAUCUUGGAUUUUAAAGGUAUAUAAACUUAGAAAUAAUAUUUUAGUAUGAAAAAUAUAUCACUUUUAACAUUAAAAAAUAUGUUUAUAAGUCUUUCUAGUUUAGAUUCUCUUAAAUCACUUUCGGUUAGCUUAGAUGAGUAAAAAUAAAUUUAAUAAUCUAGUUGCUAAGUAUAAUUUGUAGAUGAGGAUUUGUUUUUGGCAUCAACUGUAUUUGAAGGAAUUAGAAAUAUGAAAUUAAAGAGUUUUAGUUUUUCAUCCAAUGAUACUGUAACAUACGAUUAAUCAAUUUUUUCAAGUCUCUUUAAAUAUAUAUCAGAUAUUGAUACUUUAAAACAUAUUAAAUUAAGUUUUCAAAGGUAGAUAAUGUUAUAUAAAUAUUUAGACAUGCAAUAAACAGGGAAAGUUUAUCAGAAUUAUUUUAAGCAUUGAAGGAAUUAAAUUUAUAAAGUUUAAGUUUAAAUUUUGAAUAAAGUGGAGUUAAAUACACAAGAUAAAUUUGGGGAGAGUUAUUAGAGGUUUUAAGAAUGAAUUAUAGCUUAUUCGAUUUAGAACUUAAUUUUAAUCAUACAUUUGAGUUGACUGAUAUGGAUAUUCACAGUAUUAUUGAUGAACUCUAUUGUAUGAAAUUGACAACCACCUGUGUAUCUUUAAUAGGGUAAUUAAUAUACUAAAAAUAGUUGCUAUCAUAAUGAGAAGAGUAUUAAGGAAUUUGCAAAUGAAGAUGUUAAGAAUUAUUAAUUUUUUAUUUGAUUAAAAAUUA